AUGGAUCAUAUUCCUACUGCUAAAAAGCCCAAGAAUGAUUGCAAUGGAGAGUCAAACCAAUCUCCAGACAAGCGUAAACAAGUCGAUGCUCAUGUCCAAGCAUUUCUCAAGGCUGUCCUUGAGCAUGCUCACAGUGGUGCUGCCCAAAAAACGGAUAAACCAGCAAUUAAAAAGAAACCUGUUAUUAAAAAAGAUGCCUCCACGCAAACUGAGGCGUCUACAGAGUUUGACUACGAGUCAUAUUCGUAUUAUCCAGAUGAAGCUCCGUUGAAUGAUUUAGAAUGUGACAAAAGUGAACAGACUUCUAAUUUCCACCACAAUAUUAGUCGAGUACCUAAUCGAGAAAUGUACAGUCAAGAAGCGCUAAAUUUACUUUCUCAACAAAAUAUUUAUACAGAUCAAGCACAAGAAGAACUAUUUACAAGUGAUGAUGCACAUUACUAUUCUACUGAAAGCCAUCUUGACUGUCCAGAUCAAAAUCUUAAUCCUAAGAGCAGUCGUAUCUCCUCGAGUAAAAUGAAACGAGCCAUGAACGAAUGGGUAAAAAAAUAUGAAGACUGGUUUUUUCAGAACUUUGGGAUGGAUGUGCGAACUGCUUCGCAUUCAUUUGUACCCCAGUCUGGAACUGAGUUCACUCAACAGAAUCCAGAAACUGUUAUUGGCGCUGCCCAAACAUUAACGUGCACAGUUCCACCUAUCUCUCAAGUGCAAAAUAAUUGCGUUGUGUCACACGCACCUGUUAGUUACAUUGUCCCAGAAGGUUCGUUGUGUACACUCGAUGAUCGAUUUUCACCCUAUUAUUCACUUGUCCCUUCGUUUUAUAUUGCCCCAGCCUUUAGUAACACUCAAUUCGGUCUACACCCUGGUGCAACAUCUUUUGAUUUUGGCGCUAGACCCUUCUUCUAUCCUAUUCCUUUAAGCCUACCUACAUUCGUCCCCGCUACUAUCUGCACACCUAUAUCUAAUACUGUGAUCCCCUUCACACAGGAUGUUCAUCACCAAUCAUUUGCCUCUAUGAUCCCGAUUCAACCGAAUUUAGCCACCCCAGUGACAACUCCCAUUGUAACAAACUCUGUGAACACACCUAUUUCUGUAACUCCAAAUCACCAGCCUACUCAGAGCAUAACUUCUUUCGCAGAUCUACCCAGUGAAUUGCAAACCUCUGCUAUGCUUGCUACUUUAGCCCUUCCGGUUGGUAAUAAUCAAAAUAACUUGGGUCAAUGGGGGCCACAACUAAAAUAUGGCACAUAUGGUCGGUUACCAUCUCCCCUUGAUCUAGAAGCCUUUAAUGUACAAAAGCAAUCCUCUGAAACAUUACGAAAUCAGACAAGCCAAGUAUUCGGUUCAUCUUCUGAUGUAUUGGUAAACAAAUCUCCUGCUGGGGCAUCAGCAAAAAUGCCUCCCCCACCUCCUACCUUCAUUCUUCUUCGAAGACAAGCUAUGAUUUGUGCUUUGCAACUAUCAUGUCGGGAGCGUGGACAUGAAUUAUUUCUUCGUGAGAAAGAAAGUUUCAGUGGUUUACCGAUUGAUUUUGUAAAGGAACUCUCACAAGUAGUUGACUGCAGUAUUGGUCUUUCACCGACGUAUAUAUUCACUCGAAUUUCUGAUCUCUUUCCAAAAGAACGUUCAUUUUUCAUCAAAUCAGAAGCUCAACAGUUAUCCAAUGGAAAUUAUUCAUUGAAUACUAUGCAUUCUACCGCUAAUGCUGUUGAUGUAUUUGACGUUAACCAAUUAUUUGCCUGUGAUCUGUUGAUUGGAGAUGUCCUGGUAGCCGAAUCACUUUCCGUUUCAAAAUCCCUAGCUCAAGUCUGUGCAGCACGACAGGCCUUCCAAAUUUUAUCACGUCCUUGCUUUCUUGUCGGAUCUAUACGUCAAUGGGAAGAAGUGGAAUAUUUGGUAUUAUGCUUAAGUCCUAAAGCAGAGAUAGUUCCUAAACUCCCGCCAUUCUUGAAAGAUCCUUUCGAGGUAAAUUAUGAAAAAUGUACACAGGAAUUGGAAGACGACAAUGCGGGGAACAGUACAACCGUCUUUAGUCCUAAGCCUUUUGAAGAUAUGUGGAUCUAUCUAGCUCGACUUCCGAAGGAAGCAUUAAAUGAUCAGAUGUAUACAGAAUUAAUUUUGGCACAGUCUGCUGAAUUCAGUCAAAUGGUAAUCAAUCUUGAAUAUGAAGUACAAACUAUCACCGGUCAAAUGAUAUGCACUGUCCUCAUAGACAGUCAACGGUGUCUAACAGUUGAAGGUGAAAGUCUACAAAGUGCACAACAAUUGGCAAUUCGUAGCCUGAUGGAUAAAUUAUGCACAACACAACCUGUAGUUGGUUUAUUAUCCUCCUCAUCGUCGCUUUUAUCACGGGAAGAGGGAUUUGAAGAUGCCGUUCUACCUCUUUGGGGUAUACCAGAAUAUCUUAUGGUUGAAACACUUAUGUGGGGAAAAGAAGAACUCAACUGUCCAAUACAUUUUGAACAAUUAGAAGCUCACUGUGAUAUUCCAGAUUUGUCUUCACCUUCUCACAACAAUGAUGUUGAUGGUAAUGAACCCGAUAACAGAUAUCAAAAUGGUGAAGUCCACAACAAUGGUCGAUUCACUUCAUCUACUGUAAUCGAAAAUUAUCUUCAAGCCUAUGCUGCUUCAGCAUUAGUAUCUCCCGUCCUCAUCUCUUCUCAUAUUGUUCCAAUCAAUCUAUGGCCAAUUGUACAAAAACAUGCUAAACGUUGGGGUUUAUUGAGUCGGUUAGAAAAGAAGCCAAAUCUAAAUCAUCUAAUUGUCUGUAAACGUGUUCCACUGCCUCGACUGAAAAGAACCCUAUAUGAUGAUCAACAAUACGGAUGUUUUUGUCUUCUCGACCGUGGCAAUCUCGCCUCGGACACUUUGAAGCGUUUAGCCCAACAUAAUCCAUUGACUUUUCAUAAUAUUGCAUCUGAUCCAGUCACUGAUUAUGAUGAUGACGGUGAACAUCGUAUGCCUAGACCACUUAGUCAGCCCACUACUACUCCUUCGUCAAAUAUUCUAGCCUAUUCCUCAUCUCCUCUGCGUACAUUUAACCCCAGUGAUCCGUAUAUUGAUGAACCUGUGACUCGUUUAGCACGUGAAUUUAUAUCACGGUACAAGUCACGCGUAAAAGCCGAGGCCAAUGACGAAGAAGAUGAACAGCAACAACGGAGCGGUUCCCAUUCAAUCACUGAUGAUUGUAUGUUUCUGACAGCAGAGCUUAAUCAACCAUCGAAUGCUAUUGAAAUCUUAGACGAUCUACCGAAAACCCUGAUACCGGGUAUAGAUUUCUAGUUUUGUUACGAAUGUUGAUACUUUUCGUUUUUUCUUUUGUUUUUUGGUUCCUCAGCCUUAUUUUUUAUUUAAUCAGUCAGUCAAUAUGCGUAUAGUGUGGGUUCUUUCUUACCUGAAUAUAUGAUGAUUAAAACAAAAGUUUUUGAAAAAAAAGCAAAAACGAAGAGCAUUUUCGCUAUCAAGCAUUUAUAUAUAUACAAGCAUAUAUAUAUUCUUAAAGGCGACCAUUUUGUUUAUUUUCUAGUUUCUUGUUUUUGAUUUGUUAUCUUCCCCUCCCCACCCCGUUUUGUUAUUUUUUGUUUCUGUAUAUUUCUUAAUUUCUUGGGUUUAUACUAUUUUGAUUCAAAUGGUUUCUUCACACAUACAUACAUGCAUACAGACAUUCGUUUAACUUUUGUAAUUAUAUAUUCGAUUUGUACUAACAGUGUUAUUGAAUGAAAUAAUCUCAAUUUCAAGAAGGGAGAAUUAUUACUCAUUGAUGUCAAGAGUUGAUGUUGAUUAUGCUCGGUCUCUGUUCACAUGUUGGCUGCUGAAAACAGAUUUCCCCCCCCUCCACCUUGGACAAUGAUGUCCAUUAUUAUUAUAUUAUUAUUGUUCCCUUGGG
Trichobilharzia szidati is the source of this 3886-nucleotide messenger RNA. NCBI's taxonomy places the organism in Eukaryota, Metazoa, Platyhelminthes, Trematoda, Strigeidida, Schistosomatidae. The record is from the annotation of a GenBank genome assembly.